AUUAACAACAAAAUAGAAUAUUUAAACCUACUUUCAAAUAAAAAAAUGUUGAAAUUUACCGUUCUUGCUCUCAUUGCAGUGUCUUCUGUUAACGCUCAAGGCGAUUAUCACACUUCAGCAAGCAAACAAUUCGGAGACGCCAAUCGCAAUGUCGUUCUCAGCGGUUACGGUUCUCAACCAGCAAAUGGUCCGCCAACUCUCGGAGGCGCAGCAACGUUCAACGCAAAUAAUCAUGCCGCUUCUCUCGGCGGAUCUCAUACACUCGGCGUUGGAAGUCAAGUAACGGGAUCAGGUAGCUUAAAUUUGGCGAAUUCAGGACCUCACAGAUUGGAUGCCAACGCUUUUCACACACACAAUUUCCCGAAUCACGGAAAGAGCUUCGGUACAUCAGGCGGCGGUUUGGGAUACACGCAUGCUAAUGGACAUGGAUUGUCGGGAAGUGUCUCGCAUACUCCAAUGUUCAAGCAAACGGAGACUCGUGUGCAAGGAAAUGUAAAUUUGUUUAAAGAUCGUCAUAGCAGCUUGGAUGCUCAUGUUGGAAGAAGUCAAAGUUUCAGCCCGUACGGAAAUAGUCGCCCAAAUCAUUUUGGAGGAAUUACUUAUCAACGUAGAUUUUAAGAAAAAUAUUCUGAAAAUUAAAAAAAAAAAUUAGAAUAAGGCCGCUCCAAAUGAUAAUCAAAAAUAAAGUCCGAUGCCCCAUUUUAAAAGUCGAAAAUCCAAUGGGGCAAAAUAAAUAAAAAAGUUAAAAAUUUAACCAAAAAUGACCGUUUUGCAGUGUAUUUUCAUAAU
Molecule: messenger RNA, 789 nt
Organism: Culicoides brevitarsis
Lineage: Eukaryota; Metazoa; Arthropoda; Insecta; Diptera; Ceratopogonidae
Product: attacin-A-like
Exons: 1
Coding region: 46-618 (190 amino acids)
Biological process (GO): defense response to bacterium
Cellular component (GO): extracellular region
Source: RefSeq, a predicted model, not a curated record